GUCAACGUCGCUGCUUCCAGGACCGCUAAAUGAUAUUGGGAUAAGGACUUUACUCCUCCAGUGCACCUUGAGAAGCCUGUCGGAGCCCAAAGUUUUGCAGCUGCUGUUUACGGAAGGCAGCAGAGCAGUAGCAGCGGCAGCAGCAGCCACCGGUGACUUUACACUCUUUCGGGGAUUCUUCUGCGAAUGUUGGAGAUUGUUUUUCCGCCAUAAUCUUUGAAAAGUGAGAUGAGAUGAGGCUCUACCAUGUCAGCAACUGCACAACAACGGAAACAACGGGCUUUCAAGAAUCCGAGGGAGAAUGGGAAAUACUGAGUUAAACUUUGUCUGUUUUUUCGAACCGCGGUGCUUUGCGGCCGUCAAGGUUAUGAAGAUCCUCCGGGGGUCCCAGCGGAGGAGCAAGCUGUCAACACUGGGCUUAAUCUUGUGAACACCCCCGGUCCCCAUCCCCGACCCCCCUCCACUACACUCCCUGAUCUUCCCGGCCCAUCUCACCCCCGAACCCCUUUACCCCACCUCCACCACCACCUACCCCUCCGUCUCUGAUGGCUCAAUGGGGCAGACCCAACCUGAGCCUCCACUGCUGGAUGUGUGUGUGGUCGGCGGUCACAUCAGCAACAUCUGCAAUGGCGUCUGGGUCAACCGGGGCAGCAGCCGCAGGUGCAGCGGCUCUCAGCCUCCCUCGCGACAAUGCUGGGGGCCCGUUGGAUUGGCUGCUGUCGGACAAAGGCCCCUUCCACCACUCGCCGGAUUACAUGGACUUUGUGGAGAAGAACCGGCAGGGCUUCUCUACCAGAUAUAAGAUCUACAGGGAAUUUGGGCGGUGGAAGGUGAACAACCUGGCAGUGGAAAGGAGAGAAUUCCUGGAGUCUCCGCUCACUUUGACACCCGAGUUCGUCAGGAACAUUCGGAUGCUGGGUCGCAGGCCCUCCACCCAAAUGAUCACGGACAACCUCAUCAGGAAGUAUGGGACCCAUUUCCUGCUGUCAGCAACGCUAGGAGGAGAGGAGGCUCUCACAAUAUUUGUGGACAAAAGGAAGCUAAGCAAGAAAGCCGAGGUGAGCGAUUACUCGGGCAACUCCUCGGCGGUGACCCUGGAGGCCCUGCACCAGCUGGCCGCCUCCUACUUCAUCGACAGAGAGAGCACCCUGCGCAAGCUGCACCACAUCCAGAUCGCCUCCACGGCCAUCAAGGUGACAGAGACAAGAACCGGUCCUCUCGGAUGCAGUAACUAUGACAACCUUGAUUCCGUUAGCUCUGUUCUUGUGCAGAGCCCAGAAAAUAAGGUCCAGCUGCAAGGCUUGCAGGUCAUCCUCCCAAACUACCUGAGGGAAGGUUUUGUGCAGGCGGCGCUGAGCUACAUUGCGUGCAACGGAGAGGGAGAGUUUGUGUGCAGGGAGAACGACUGCUGGUGCAAGUGCAAUCCAAAAUUCCCAGAAUGCAACUGUCCUUAUAUGGAUAUUCAGGCCAUGGAAGAAAGCCUGCAGAGGAUCACAGAGACAUGGGGAAUGCUAUACAAAGACUUUGAGGAAUCAGAUGAGUUCAAAAGCUUCCUCGGGAGGCUGCCCCAGAAUGUGUUCCUUAACGUCUCGGCCAUCCGCCACACGUGGUCGCUGGACAGCGCCUUCCAGUGGCGCUACGAGCAGCUGGAGAACAGCAUGCAGUCACUGCUCAGACGGGCCCAGCGGGUCGUCUUCAAGCUAUUCAGCCUCAGCAAGCGCUGCCAGAGACAGCCACACAUCCACCUACCCAGGGAACGGCCUCGGUCCUUCUGGCUCAGCCACUUCCAGUCCCUGCUCUACUGCUCGGAGAACAACCAGCUGGGCACCUUCUCUGAGGAGCUCCAUAGCUGCACAUGCCGCUAUGAGCACAGCCCCUGUCAGCUGCCACCGCCCUGCGUCACCGGGGAGGGCCCCGCGUGCGCUGCCUGUGCCCCAGACAACCACACCCGCUGUGGGGGCUGCAAUGCGGGCUUUGCCCUGGUGCAAGGGGCCUGCAGGCCGAUGGUGGCCGACUCCACAGAGAACUACCUGGGCUUCGAGACAGACCUUCAGGACCUGGAGCUGCGCUACCUGCUGCAGAGGGCUGACCGCAGGCUAGAGGUCCACGCCAUCUUCAUUAGCAACGACAUGCGGCUCAACAGCUGGUUCGACCCCUCUUGGAGGAAGAGGAUGCUGCUGACACUGAAGAGCAACAAGUAUAAGACCAACAUGGUGCACAUGCUGUUGGGCGUGUCCCUGCAGAUCUGCCUGACCAAGAACAGCACCCUGGAGCCCGCUCUCACACUCUACAUCAACCCCUUCGGCGGGAGCCAUUCGGAGAGCUGGUACAUCCCGGUCAACGAGAACAGCUUCCCCGACUGGCAGUCCAACAAGCUGGACCUCCCCCUCGAGUGCUUCAACUGGACCCUGACACUGGGCAACAAAUGGAAGACGUUCUUUGAGACAAUCCACAUCUACCUUCGGAGCAGGAUUAAGACGCCGGGGAGCACCAAUGACAGCGUCUAUUACGAGCCUCUGGAAAUGACGGAUCCCGGCCACAACUUGGGCUACAUGAAGAUCAACAGCAUCCAGGUGUUUGGCUACAGCAUGCAUUUUGACCCGGAGGCCAUCCGGGAUCUGAUCCUGCAGCUGGACUACCCGUACACCCAGGGCUCCCAGGACACGGCCAUGCUCCAGCUCCUGGAGUUAAGGGACCGGAUAAACCGGCUUUCGCCUCCCGGACAACAGCAGUUGGAUCUGUUUGCGUGUCUUCUCCGCCAUCGGCUCAAACUCACGGCAAGUGAGGUUGUCCGCAUACACGCCUCACUGCAAGCAUUCAGCUCUCGGUUGCCUAACUCGCAGGAUUACGAAACCACCAAACUUUGCAGCUAGCGGCUGCUAUGGUGAAGCAAAAAUGGGAAAACUGAAUGUUGGAAAUUCGGAAUGGCCCAUUGUGAUGCAGCAACAAGGUUAUGUUGGAGUCAUAACCAUGAACCAUGGAGAUAAAUGUGGGUUUAUUUUAUUUUUUACCAAAUUAUGUUAUAAACUGAA
Messenger RNA from Gadus morhua (Atlantic cod), 3032 nucleotides. Its product is annotated as BMP/retinoic acid-inducible neural-specific protein 3. The coding region runs from base 546 to 2873 and encodes 775 amino acids. The record is from RefSeq and is a predicted model, not a curated record. NCBI's taxonomy places the organism in Eukaryota, Metazoa, Chordata, Actinopteri, Gadiformes, Gadidae. Gene Ontology annotation, cellular component: dendrite; cytoplasm; neuronal cell body. The transcript has 9 exons. Gene Ontology annotation, biological process: negative regulation of mitotic cell cycle; positive regulation of neuron differentiation; cellular response to retinoic acid.